Messenger RNA from Ceraceosorus guamensis, 4461 nucleotides. RefSeq lists its product as hypothetical. The record is from RefSeq and is a predicted model, not a curated record. The coding region runs from base 168 to 4361 and encodes 1397 amino acids. Gene Ontology annotation, molecular function: guanyl-nucleotide exchange factor activity. Lineage: Eukaryota; Fungi; Basidiomycota; Exobasidiomycetes; Ceraceosorales; Ceraceosoraceae. Gene Ontology annotation, biological process: positive regulation of Rho protein signal transduction. The transcript is spliced from 2 exons.
CCCCAUCUUCACGAUCACCCUCCCUCAAGCCUCUUCGCUAGGCUGCACGACACCAUCACGAGCCUCUUCUGCGCGCACACAUCCACCCUCGCCUCCCACUUGCGCGCUUGAGAGCGCAUACCUACCUACCUACCCUCCACGACGCACGACUCACGAAAUAGGCGGAGAUGAGGCGUCUGUUUGGGCGCCUCACCGGCGGCGGCCCACAGUCUCCCAAUCCCAAAGGCAGCUCCGAUGGCGUGUACGCGGGCAACGAGAAGCAGAGCGGGAGCGGAAGCGCAGCAUCGGGAGACAAAGUGCGAGCGCUAGCUGCCAAGUUUGAAGCGCAGAGCAGCAGCUACAGCGACUUGACUGGCGACACUACGCGGAUCAAAAGGUACAGGAGCUCGGCGCCCCCUGUGGAUGCCAGCAUCAUCGACGACUUGCCCCGACAUCCUCUCGCCCCAAGCGAGCAUACGCAUACGGACACCACUUCAUCGCCCGUGGGCAGAUCCGGUUCGCAUGGCCCUCUGAGCACGCCUUAUGCGUUUCAAGCCCCGGCUCCAGCCUCCGAGCCAGUCGAGCCUCUCGCCAGACCCCGCAGCGGAGCAGGUAUCAAGUCGGAAAGCGAGAAAAGCAGCAGCAGAGAAGCGAGUGGGUCCAGUGGUCAAGCUGCAUCCUCUUUAACAGGCCCAGGCCCAGCAAACCAUUCUCUCGGAGCGGCUGUCAAGACUGUAGCUUUCGCACCUUCCCCAAUCAAGAAAGCAAGACCUUCUUCGCCUUCCGCAUUGACCGACGAGCCUUUACCCGUUCAAGCGUCUUCGUCAUCAGCAGCAGGCUUUGCCAGACCUACAUUGGCCAGCGCUGCUCGAGCUAGGAGCUACUCCAAACCUUCCUCUGCUGCCGGUGUCAAUGAGUUUGGCGUGCCCAACAUGUCCUCUUCCGGGCUGGCAGCACACUCGCUACCCCGCGAUGGAGCAGGGGACCUGUUCGCAGGGGCAAAACGCACCAAUUACUCGCUGCCCAUCGCCUCUGGAAUAAAGAAUCGACGAAGUCAAUCGAGUCACGGGACGGGCUCCGCCAAUCUGAGUCGCAGAGGCUCGCUGGGUGCAAAUACGAAUGGAGGGUCUGCUGACGGUGCAACGAGCGGCAUUCCCAGCAGUAUUUCCGCGCCCUACCCUUCGGGCUUGCCGGCCGACGUCGCAACAGCUCUCGAGGGCGGCGUUCCGAGACUGGUUCAGACGAGCAGCAGCACAGACGAUGAGCAGCGCGCCGAUUCCCUCCUUUUCACAACCUCCAGAGAAGGUGGUAAUGCUCAGCCAAGGUCGGUCAGUCCUUCCAGCUUCGUAUCUGCCCAAUCUUCUGCGCAUGGUUCCAAGGCUGGCGGAUCGCUCGACACUAGGCGAUUGAGCACAAGCACAGCGGCGGGUGCUCACAUGAUCCGCAGCGCAAGUCAGGGUAAUGUGACUUGGUCAGCUGCUAGUGCGGCGACUGGAAGCGCACCGAGCUGGAGUCAAAUGACACAAAGGGAUCUGGUAGAUAAUCUGGGACCUCGGGAAAGGACACGCCAAGAGGUGCUGUGGGAAAUUGUAGCAAGCGAGGAGAGAUACGUCAACGAGCUGGAAAAGGCCAAAGACUUGUAUCUCGACGCGUUACUGCAUCCUCUGCGUUAUCGUUCCAAUCCCACCUCUCCUCAGAUGACCACCACCUCCAGCUGGCCAAAUACUUCCGACUCCCCUGCAAGUCGCAGCAGGCACACUUUGCACCCCAUCGACACUUCCAGCAGCGCAGAAUUGCCCAUCGCUUCGCGCUACAUGUCUCCGCUAUCUGCCACAAACACUCGCACAGGCUCAGAGGGGCACGCGCAGAGCUCUUUGUCUGGCAAGAAAGUCUCGUCCGACGCUCAGAGUAGCGGCGGUGCUACGUCGGGGGCUCAGAGCAGAGCGCCUAGCAUAGCUGCUGCUACCACAGCUGCACCACCGCGGCCUCCAAGGAGUAGCAUCGCGCGUGGGCCGGGCAUCGGAGCGCCGCGAACGUCCACGCGAGGCGCCUCGGGUGCGACGUCAAGGGACGCGUCGGCGACGUCUUCACCUCAAAUGGGUAGCGUGGCAUUGAACGUCAAGCAGCCACGCAAAUCAUCACGAAAGGCAAAUAGUCAGGCUAUACAGAAUCCCGUCUCUUCUCAGACUGGAUACACCAACUUGGACGGCUCUGCCUUAUCCGUUCCUUUGCCCAAGUCUCUCAGAGCGGUGCUGGAAGCUCUGAAUGAUGGCCUCUUGGAGGGUCACACGUUGCUCUCUGAGGCUUUGCGCGUCAGAUACGAAGAGCAGUGGCCGCUGGUCCGUAGCUUGGCGGACGUGUUCACGAGGUACGACUACAUUUUGAAGCAUUACAAGAGCUACGUCAUCCAUUUGGAAAGGGCCUUGGAAGAGCUAGAAGAAGCGGGCUUGAUGGAAAGAGCUAUGAGAGGCAAACGGAUCAAGAGGGAGAGAUUGACGCAGACCGUGGGACUUGGCAGAGCUGUUGCGUCGCUCGAGACGAGCGCUGCCGAGAGGGGCGAGUGCGGUCUUUCAAUUUUUAUCUCGAUGCCUUUUCAAAGACUGCUCAAGUACCCUCUGCUCUUUCAAAACCUCCUCUACCACACCGACCCGUCCACUUUCGAGUUCGAAAACACGGUGGCCAUGGUGGUGGAUGUGGAAGGCUUGGUCAGGUCCAUCGAGAGUGCAAAGGUGUCUAGCGAAGAGAGGGACAAGGCGUACGACGCAUUUGCUCGCAUAGAUGGAAUUUUGGAUAAAGCUGUGCUGAGACCUCGACCGGAUAGGUUGCUCAUCGAAGAGCGGCCCCUCUAUGAGGAAGGUCCUCGACGAGCCGUCUCGGAAUCCGCGCCAAAGGAUGAAGUCGAGCGGAAUGGAGGAGGGGGGGUCAGCGAGUCGGAAGACGAGGGCCCAAGCGCGAGCAAGGUGAAGGGCUCUGGAGCACUUGCACACUCUUCAGGUGGGACGGGAGGGUCGAACGCGACCAGCACGGGCAAGAGUUCGAGUCUGAGAGAAGCCUUGAAAAGCAAGAGAUCGUACAGAAGACUGUCGGACUUUUUGUCUGCGGAUGACAAGGCUACCAAGGCGCCGAGUAUGGGAAGCAAGAGGGAUGUUUGGGUCGUCAAAUUCUCAGACGUGGAGCUGAAAUGCCAACGGGUCGGCGUGACUGCGCUUCCUAUGAACAGCACCACUGCCUUGCGUCCCUCUGGAUCGAGUAUCGGUGCGCCCGCGCCGAUCAAGGAUGAGAGCGGCCCACAAGCUUUUCCUUCAACAGAGAUGGACGAAUCGGUCGACGUGACGACGGGCUCAGAGCCCGCGGCGGAUUUUGCAGCUAGGAGCAAGGACAGCAAGGAACGAUUGAAAGCCUUGCGAAACACCACUUUGAGAGCCAAGACGCGCAACCUCUACAAAUUUGUAGGAGUUGUAGCCUGGCGCAAGGCUGCUCAGCCCUCUACGAGCGCUUUGCAGGAUGAGCUUGCCCAAGGCAUUCAAGAAGCGGAGGAAGAUGAGGAUGAGGAGGAUGAGGAUGAAGUGGGAAGUCAGGCGUCCGAGGAGACGGAGGCUGGCAUGUUGUUGGACACUGAGAGAUACGUGAGACAAUCCACCUUGAGCUUCAGCUACGCUGGCGACGAGGUCCUGCCCAGGGCGCAUUUGCCCAACGCGCACGGCCUCACACCUCUGAGACCCUCCUCGAGCAGCGUGACGAACGUUUCUGCUGCCGCUGCUGCUGCUCCGACGCACGCAUCUUCCGUGGCCGCAUUCAGGUUUGCCAGAGCUGGAGCGGCGAGCGAAAAGGUUCGACAAGCGGCGGCAGGCCACAACAUGGUCAGGGGCGACUCGCCAAAGGUCAGGCAAAAUCCGCAGCAUCCUACCCAGCAGCAAGCUUUCUUGACCGAAGCAGAAGUCGUGUCCAAAUCGCACGGCGUUGGCCGUCAAAAUAAAUUCGGAGCUCGAUUGAGAUCAUCUGAAUUGGGCUCCGCUGGAUCAGGAAUCAACAGCAGCUCCAACAAUGCGCCGCCGCCGCCGAUCUCUGUCGCUGCUGGCUCGCGAGCCGGUACUUCUCGAUCUGCUGCUGGCAUUUGCAACAGCAACGGCAACUUGCCGAGCGCCACGAGCAGCUCGAACGGACAUGCUGGAUCUUAUGGCAAGAGCUACGAAGGCGCCAUGGGAGGUGGAGGUGGAGGUGGACAUGGAGCGGAUGCUAGAUCGGUGCGCAGCGGAGGGGCAAGGUCGACGGGAAGCACGAGGGAGAGCCAGCUGAUGAUGGAGGAGAAGCCGCAUUUGACACGAGACCCAUCGAGCAUGAGCUCCGAUCUCAGAGUCGUCUCCAAGUACAUGUCCGACUGAGACGCUUUGUCCUUUCCUCUUCUCCUUUGCCCCCCCUCCAAAACGACAUACACACUCACACACGCAAACACCACAAAUGGACACAUUUGCAUGCUCUGAC